Molecule: messenger RNA, 3131 nt
Organism: Pectinophora gossypiella (pink bollworm)
Lineage: Eukaryota; Metazoa; Arthropoda; Insecta; Lepidoptera; Gelechiidae
Gene: ced-6
Product: PTB domain-containing adapter protein ced-6
Exons: 12
Coding region: 310-1842 (510 amino acids)
Source: RefSeq, a predicted model, not a curated record
GCUAGCGGGGAGCGGCGCAAGAACAACGCACGGCCAUUUUGUUUUCGCAUCAACGCUUCAACUUAAAAAAACUAAACAAAAACUUGAUGACAGUGCAUUUCUACAUCGAAACCAUCCGUCAGUGUGUUCAAAACAGUUCCCCAAUCCACGUUUGAGAGCUACAAACACGUUUAGCAGUACAAAGUACUUAUAACAGUUAUAUAAACCAUAAUACUCUUAUAAAGAGCAACGUAGAUCAGUGUUUCAUAUCGGAGUUGUGUUGAAAAGUGUUUUUUGUAGUGAAAUCGAGUUUGGUUCGAGUUAAUCAGGAUGUCCACCCUGCUGUUCUGGCAGGGCAGAGGCAAGGCCAACGGAGCACCCAACGGCCGAAACUGGAUACACGCGCCGGAUGCGCUCGUGAAGGGACAUGUCGCUUAUCUGGUUAAGUUCCUAGGAUGCACGCAAGUGGAGCAACCUAAAGGCAUCGAGGUGGUGAAGGAUGCCAUCAAGAAGCUGCAGUUCACACAACAGCUGAAGAAGUCUGAAGCGAAGGAUGGAGCCAAGUGUAAGAAAGUUGAGAUCACCAUCUCCGUUGACGGAGUGGCUAUUCAGGAGCCGCGAUCGAACAACAUAAUGUACCAGUUCCCGCUCCACCGGAUAUCCUACUGCGCUGACGACAAAGGCGCCAAGAAAUACUUCUCGUUCAUCGCUAAAGGUGGCAGCACUGUCAAUGGCGGGAUGAAUGGACACGAGACACCAGAGAAGCACGAGUGUUUCGUGUUCAUAUCCACCAAGCUAGCGUCCGAAAUCACGCUCACCAUCGGUCAGGCGUUCGACUUGGCCUACAGGCGGUUCUUGAACGACAAUGGUAAAUACAUUGAGAUGCAGAAGCUGUCCCUACAGAAUAAGAAGCUGGAGCUACAGAUGAAUGCGUACAAAAAUCGCUUACAGGAGCUAUCAAAAAUAACGUACAAGGACGACCUCUCAGCGUACCUAGCCCGCAAUAGCCUCAGCGACAUUGCGGAGUUCAAGGCGCCGGCCGAGUUGGAGAAACAAAUUGCGUCCCUCACCCUAGCUAACGGGUUCAGUGCUAUGAACGGGAAUAACACGCCUGAAAUCGCGACAGAUGCGCUUUCCAACAACUCAACGGAUACGUUCAACUCUAGCAACGACAACAAUCUGCUGCUCUCCACGCCGCCUCCCAUACACAACGGGAAGACCAGCGGAAACAAACUCCUGGGCGACAUCUCCUCUAGCAAGAAUCCCGUCGUAGGAACCAAGCUCGAAGGACUCCUACUCAAUUCCGACUCGGACAGUGACUUCGACCCGCGUGCGUACGAGUCGGAGCCCGUAUCACGCUACGCCGCGCCGGGGGUCGACAGCGCCGUCACACCCACACCGCCGCUUUUGGCGCCGCCCCCGAAAGCGUCAAAACGCAGCACCGCGCAGCACCAGGCCCCCCAACCCUCGCCCCUCAACGGCAGCGACCUGUUCGGCUCCACCCCCUUCUCCAUCCCCACCCAACCGCAACCCAACCCAGCGUUCCCCCAAAAACCGAACUACGACAUAACCGAUUUCAACCUCCAAACAUCGGUUUUUAACAACACUAGCUUCACAAACGGUCUCAGCGGUUACGACCCGUUCGACACACAGAAAAGUGGCAACAUUUUUGGUAACGGCUUCGGGAACACUUUCAAUGGUUUCGGCAAUCUCAGCGAGAAGCAAACGGUCGAGCUAGACAGCAGCUUUAACGGGUUUCUAGAAAAAAGUAUUUCGGAGAUGAAGGAUGGAUUCAGCAGGGGUAUCACAUUUGGAAACGAUGAUUUUUCAAUAGACAACCUUGAUCCCCUCAAGAAAAACUAAUUAUCCUCCCCAUAAACUAAAUAAUAGAUAAAAUUUUAGCUAAUAAUGAUGAAAGCUUCGUACCAAUCCAUACAACUGGAAAUGAAUGCAAUAAAAUUAUAUUUUUUCGAGAAAAUAUACAUUUUGAAUUAUUGUUCUUUUACAUUUAGGCGUUGUGUGGAUUUUAGCGACGAUUUUUACUCUUUUCGAAAGUUGUGUGUUGUCAUAUAUCUGGUUAAAAACAUAACAUAGCUCACGAGUCACGUCUAUAUCGCAAUGAGGUAGUCAGACGUACAUCCAUCACAAAAUGAACUUUUUACCCACGCCUCAUUGAACUUUUUGUUAGACCCACGUGAUAGGUGGGAGCCGUAUCGCCGUGAAAAUUGCACUUACGAUAAAUUAAUAAAUAAGUCGGUGGCAAAAAUAGUAAGUUUUAGAAAUAUUUAUAUAAUUUUUAAUUUUUUUUAAUAGUUCUUAUUUGGGAAUCUCAAUUUUUAAACCAGAAAUAUGACAAAACAUUCCUGUUUUUACAUUAAUAAUAAGCAAAUUGUAUGGUGAUAAUAUUUAAGAUAAUAUUAUUGUAUUCUACGCGCAUUAUGUAUACUGUUCGCUCAAUGUCAUUCUAUAAGUGCCUUAUAUACAGUAAUCACAUAAUAAAAAAAAAAACAAUAUUUUUAUAUGAAAAAAAAAAAACAAUUUUAUUAUAUUCUAAUUUAAAUUUUAGUGCAUGUUUCACCGGUAGAUUUUUAAGACAAAAAUGUAUUUUGGUAGAACUUGUGACAACAUUAUUUAAUUUCGAAUAAAAUCUCUAACCUAGCUUAAGGGACCAAAAUUUUACCAGUUCAAAAAUCAAAUUUGAAGAUCGCCUCAAACGUAUUCUGUGAUAAUUCUUCUCAAUGAGGGUCUUCAAAUUAUUAAUUUUUAUUGUAUUUUUAAAUUUUAAAAAAAUCGUCCAAUCGACUGAAAUGUACGAAUAACGCAUAAAAAAUCAAUUGUAACGUUAAAAACUUGAGGUAGUGCUAACAUAAGGUUAUAUAUACAACUUUUUUAGAGUAUUCGGAUGACAUUGUAGCCAAGUUUGAAGCAUUCCAAGAUUUUUUUAAAAAUUAACUUUUAUUAUUCCUUAUAAAUAAAUGAUUGUAUUUUAGAAGUGUAUAGUAUAGUAGUAGUAGCGUCGUUCGUAAUAAUCUGUUGUACCGAUAUGUCGUUAGAGGAAUUAUGUUUAGUAUUGUAUUGUAUACAUAAUUUUACUAUAAGGCCAAAAAAUAUACAUAAUUGUGUAUUUUCAAUAAUAAAAUUUAUGUUUAUAA